Oppiella nova is the source of this 1229-nucleotide messenger RNA. The record is from the annotation of a GenBank genome assembly. Lineage: Eukaryota; Metazoa; Arthropoda; Arachnida; Sarcoptiformes; Oppiidae.
GUCUACAAAUGCUAUUUCGACGAGAAAUGCAAAUUAGAUUCAGUCACCAGAAAGUUCUGCCGCCGCUGUCGACUCCGCAAGUGCUUCGAGAUCGGGAUGAAACAGGAGUGGAUUCUUAACGACGAGGAAAAACAGGUGCGACGGAAGAAGAUUGAGGAGAAACGGAGCAAAAAACGCAAGAAUUCGGUCCAAAGCUCGUCGUCGGAGACAAAGUCGACGUCGGACUCGUCCAACACCGGGAACCCAUCGCCCGGCGCGUUGGCCACGGAUCUCAACUCCAUUGAAGUGUACGACCAGAACAACGACAUCAGCGACGACGAGAUCAUUCACAACAUCACAGACAUCGAGAGCUAUAUCUUCAGCGACGAUGUGGUCGUUCAUAAGGAUGACGACGACGACGACGAUAACGACGACAUCGCGCCGGACGUCUACCAGAAAGCGGUGGAACUGGAGUUCGCUGUACUCCCGAUCGCCCGACCGAUGGGCGAGAAUAGCAACACGUUUAACGAACUCGAGUACAACCGGUUGACGGAGUUGUUUACGGCGCUCAACAUUAUGCAGACGCAGUUACCCGAGAAUAGCGUCGAAAUGAAGUCCAUGGACGAGAUGUGCAACAUUAUGGCCACCAAAGUGGAUAAGGAGAUCAGGGCACUGGUCACUGUGUCCAAGAAUUUGAGCGCUUUCAACACGAUGUGCGAGAAUGACCAGAUCUCCCUGCUCAAGUACGGGUCCCUUGAGAUAUUCAGUAUGCGGUCUGUACUCACGUACGACUUCAUCAACGACUCAUGGACUUUGGUUAUGGAUAACAAUCAAUCAAUAUUACUGAGGUUUAGUAACCUGGAGUACGACUAUGUGUUCGCCGCCCACAAGAAUUAUUUAAGAAAAAUAGGCAAAGAAUGGGAUUCCGAUCCUUAUAUUCUGGAUUUGUUGACAGCUAUAGUACUAUUUAAUCCGGAUCGUCCAAACCUGAUACACAAGGAUAUGGUUAAACUUCAGCAACAAAUGUAUAUGUAUUUACUUCAACGCUAUCUACUGCUUAAAAGUAAAUCCGAGUGUCACUCAAAAGAGAAAUUCCUGAGGCUAUUGAAUACAUUACACGAUUUGGAAGAAUUCAACAAGCUCAAAAUGACCAAAUGUGCGCAGAGUCGUAAUGCACCGGAGGCUUUCGGACCACUGCUCAGGGAGAUAUUGGAUAUUAACAACUAGAUACUUUGUUCAUACGUUUAGGG